Messenger RNA from Sphenostylis stenocarpa, 996 nucleotides. The record is from the annotation of a GenBank genome assembly. Lineage: Eukaryota; Viridiplantae; Streptophyta; Magnoliopsida; Fabales; Fabaceae.
AUGGAGGAUUCCGAGGUAAAGCUUUCCGUCUGCUCUUCCGCUCCACCCUUUUCAACUGCUUCUCCCGCCGCCUACCGCGGAAUGGGAACGGUCAAAUUGACGGCGUUGAAGAAGGCUUACGCCGAUAUCAUCCUCAACACGGCGAAGGAGGCGGCUGCGCGUAUCAUGGUGUCGGAGCGGAAAGCCUCACGCUUUCAGCAGGACCUUGUUUCUACCAAGGAGGAAGCACUUCGGAUGCUGCUUAGGCUCAAACAAAUGUUCGAUUCUAAGUUUAUUACCCUACUCAUGCUUUGUGAUGCUGGUUUGGUGCGUGUUGUUUCUUUCUCGAUUGGUAAUGUUUCGAGAGUUCGUUUCACUGAGAUGAUUACCUCUGAUUCAAUUGAAAUGGUAGGUGUCAGCCAUUUUAAACCUGGUAUUGUUUCAGAUUAUCCUCUGAUUCAAUUGAAAUGGUCGGUGUCAACCAUUUUUAAACCUGGUCUAAGUGUGUCAGCCAUUUUAAACCUGAUUACCUCUGAUUCAAUUGAAAUGGUAGGUGUCAGCCAUUUUAAACCUGGUAUUGUUUCAGAUUAUCCUCUGAUUCAAUUGAAAUGGUUGAUUACCUCUGAUUCAAUUGAAAUGGUAGGUGUCAGCCAUUUUAAACCUGGUAUUGUUUCAGAUUAUCCUCUGAUUCAAUUGAAAUGGUCGGUGUCAACCAUUUUUAAACCUGGUCUAAGUAUUACCUCUGAUUCAAUUGAAAUGGUAGGUGUCAGCCAUUUAAAACCUGGUAUUGUUUCAGAUUAUCCUCUGAUUCAAUUGAAAUGGUCGGUGUCAACCAUUUUUAAACCUGGUCUAAGUAUUACCUCUGAUUCAAUUGAAAUGGUAGGUGUCAGCCAUUUUAAACCUGGUGUCAGCCAUUUUAAACCUGGUAUUGUUUCAGAUUAUCCUCUGAUUCAAUUGAAAUGGUCGGUGUCAACCAUUUUUAAACCUGGUCUAAGUGUUCUCCGGAUUGACGGCUAG